Hydractinia symbiolongicarpus is the source of this 7068-nucleotide messenger RNA. Its product is annotated as protein enabled homolog. NCBI's taxonomy places the organism in Eukaryota, Metazoa, Cnidaria, Hydrozoa, Anthoathecata, Hydractiniidae. The transcript is spliced from 11 exons. Gene Ontology annotation, cellular component: nucleus. The record is from RefSeq and is a predicted model, not a curated record. The coding region runs from base 5665 to 7035 and encodes 456 amino acids. Gene Ontology annotation, molecular function: ubiquitin protein ligase activity; protein binding. Gene Ontology annotation, biological process: protein ubiquitination.
GGGUCAGUUGUGUUUAGUUCUUUUACUGUGAAAUGGAUAUAAGGAUAUUGACGUUAAAGUAGUGUUAUUGGCAUCGUGUCGUAACGUCAUAAAAUUUAACAUUUGAGACAUACUUUUUAUGGCUUUUUUCUAAAGAAAUUUUUGGUGGCUUCAAAAAAAAUGAACAUAUCCACUAUGACUGUCACAUACAUUUCGUAUUAUUAUAUAAGAUAUAACCAGUCACAUUAGUUAUAUUUUAAAGACUGGAGACCAACACCAAGAUAAAUAUUAUUUAUAGUCAACAAGGGGAGGAGUGCAUUUGUGCUCCGCGCGGUGGAUGUUACCCUUACCAAUGGUAUAUAAUUUAAAUACCCUUGGGUUUGCCAUUAUGUGUUAUAUGUUUUGUUAAGUAUUGUUUUAUACGUCCUCUGUGUAUUAUGUAGUUGUUGAAAAUUAUAUUUAAAAAACUUGUGAGAUAAUUGUGAAAAUUUUCGUUGAUAAUUUCUUGUAGUAACAAGACGAUUAUCAUCAAUCAAACCUCUCAUACGUUAUGUGUUAUAUGUUUUGUUAAGUAUUGUUUUAUACGUCCUCUGUGUAUUAUGUAGUUGUUGAAAAUUAUAUUUAAAAAACUUGUGAGAUAAUUGUGAAAAUUUUCGUUGAUAAUUUCUUGUAGUAACAAGACGAUUAUCAUCAAUCAAACCUCUCAUACUUUUUUUUAUUGCAAUAUAGAGAUACGUUUGAUAACGUUAGAUACAGGUUGACCCCAGGCUUGGCAACAAUAAAUAAGUUUUGAAUAAAAAAGGAGUAAUAGACCUGGUUGGUUCCUCUCAGUGGCAUAUGGUGUCUAAGCUUAGCAAUAGCAGAAUUAGAAGACUUUAAUUCCUUUGCAGUAUAUAACAUUAAUUUGAGGUUUCCAGGAUAAGGUGUCUUCGAGAAGAUCAGAGUUCAAAUUAGAAAAGUAAGGGGCCAUCUCAAAAUGUUCGUACGUAGUUCAUAUAAUUCGUAUCAAAAGCUUUGUAUCAAUUUAUUUAAUCUUUCGUAUAUAUCAUUUUAUUUUUAAUAUAUACGAUUUUUAUUCGAUUUUUAAUAUAUAUACUUUUUGUAUCAUCAAAAUUACAAGUUCGUAUAAAGUUUGUAUCAUUUAAAAUAAACUUCGUAUGUAGUUCGUAUCUUUUUUAAAGAAGUUCGUAUAAUAAUUUGCUAAUACGAAGUUACUUUAUUAUAAUUGGACUAUUAUCUAUUGUCUUUUUAUUGAAAUUUUUUCAACAAUUAUAAAGUUCGUUUCGUUAUUCAAACUUCGUUUAUUUUAAUUGGAUUUAUUAUCUAAGAUCUUUAGGGAUCAUCUCCACAGCAUCGAUUGUUUAAAAAUCAUGAAAAUGGGACCGUAGAAAGCGAAAAGAUCGCCGUAGAUAGUUUUAAAAUCAUGAAAACGCAUCGUAGAAGCUAAGAGAUUGCCGUAGAUCGUUUAAAAAUCAUGAAAAUGUCAUCGUAGAAGCUAAGAGUUCGCCGUAGAUCAUUUAAAAAUCCUGAAAACGGGAUCGUAGAAAACGAAAAGAUCGCCGUAUAUCGUUUAAAAAUCAUAAAAACGGUAUCAUAGAAGCUAAGAGAUUGCCGUAGAUCGUUUAAAAAUCAUGAAAACAGGAUCGUAGAAGCUAAGAGAUCGCUGUAGAUCGUUUAAAAAUCAUGAAAACAGGAUCGUAGAAAACAAAAAGAUGGAGUAGAUUGUUUAAAAAACAUGAAAACCGAAUCGUAGAAAGCAAAAAGAUCCACGUAGAUAGUUUUAAAAUCAUGAAAACAGGAUCAUAGAAAACGAAAAGAUCAUCAUAUAUCGUUUAAAAAUCAUAAAAACGGCAUCGUAGAAAAUUAAAAGAUCGCCGUAGAUUGUGUUGAUUGAACCUAUGAAUAUGCAAUUUUGCUAGUCUUUUCAAAGUCAACCUUAUAUAUUUUACUUCUUUUAUUUCUGGUUUUGUGUACAGUUCGUAUCAUUUCUUUACGUAUUUUAAAAAAUUCGUUUAACUCUUUUGUUUCUGGUUUCGUAUUGAAGUAAUUAUGUGCAAUUACGCCAGUACUUUUGAAGUUUGCUUCAAGAUCGUAUAGCAAUUUACUUCGUUCAAAGUUCGAAUCAUUUCAUUUUGUAUGAUAACAAAACUUCCUUUAAGUUUGUAUCAUAUAUUAAAAAAGUUCGUAUAAACUUCGUUUACAUUUUUUAUUUUAAACGAAGCACUUCAUAUGACAUCCGUUUAACAAAACGAAGUACUUCGUAGCUUUCGUAUAAUUAUACUAAAAAAACAUACAAACAUUUUGAGACGAUCCCUAAAGUCGGUUCGCAAAAAAAUUGGCAAUGUAACCAAGUAAACCACCAUCUAGAUGUGACCUGGGAACACCAUAGAUCAAAGACCAUUGGCUUGUUUAUUAGUAACUCCUUGUUUUUCGACGAGAAUUUGUAUUUUUUGUGACCUGCGAGCUUUACUUUUUUCUGCAUUAUUAUUUUUUAUGUUGGAGACAAGUUGGGGAUGUUUAAACUCGUGAACCCCAAACACUAGAACUGAGCGUCUGAGCUAGCAACUCUCUCAGUUUUAACUUUCUUUAGCAUGCUGUAAGAAAAUAUUCAAAAUGUAGUUAUUGUUUCAGAGGUUCUUAACUAGUUUUUGUGAACAGUACAACGCAAGUUAAAUACAGAUUGUUUAAGGUUGUUUUCACAAAAAAUAUGUUCGUUUUAAAUAUGAGUCUUUUAGUGAAAUGCUGUUUUUUAUUUUCCUUGUUUUGGUGUGAUGAAAACAUAGUUUAAGGAAAACAAAGUUUAAGUAAAACAAAGUUUGUUUAAAAAAGGGGCAAUAAGAGGAAUUUCAAUCAAUACGACACCAGCUGGUCAUUGGUAUUGUUCAGAAGAGAAUGCUGAUUGCAAGUGUGUGCUUGUGUAAAAAAAACAAAAAAAAUCCGUAAAUAGGUAAAAAAAGAAUAUUAAAAAAAACCAAAAACAUUGGUUCAAAAAUAAUUAGAUAUCUGAUUCUGAUGAUUCGUCUUAGACUGAAAGAGUAUAUUUCACAAUAUCUAAAGCAACGCCUGAAUUAUCACUGGUCUUCUUUCGUUUGACUGGGUAUUUUGUGGCUUAGGAGCACGCUUGAACACUCUGAUGAGGAUUGAAAUCAGGCCUUGCCAUGAGCAAAUAACCUCCCGAGCAAUUAAUUGCUCGCGUCAGAAUCUCUACCCGAGCAAUUUUGCUCGCCAUAUUUUUCGCUAAGAAAACUUUACAUUUAGUCUCUCAGGGCAUCUUUUUCAGCAGAGGAGUGCGCCUUGGCACACACCUAAAUCGUUUCAGCCGUGUGAUUAAAAUGUCCACCUCAUUUCCAUUUUGGUCGAACAUGUCCGUAGCUCGUUUCGGACUUUUGUCGGUUAAAACGUCCGAUAGAUUUCGUCUUGGUCGGACACUUUCAGAUCUCAGAAUUAUUGAAUAGUCCUGGUCCUUUAAAUCCACAAGCAAGCGUAUUCAUAGCCAACCUGACCACCCUAGCUAAUUCACAGACUCCUGACUUAGUUAAAAAACUAUGUAGUCAUAAAUCUCUUUUGCCCGGCCCCUUCGUCGAUGGUAACCAGGUCUUACACAAGAAAUCCAGCCAUGCGGUUCUUAACUAAUGCGGAGGUGAACACCGACGGAGCACGGAUGACGCAAGUCUGCAAAACUGCUCUUACAGGCGGAACAGGCAAUUUAUCAUGGAUUUAAUUGUAGAUAAUUUCUUCAUUUGACGAAGCAAUUGGAAACCAUAGCAGGUCCAAAUUUAAUGGAUUAUUUUCUUUAUGCCACAACUGUUAUUCAAACAAUUUUAAAACGAAACCCAGGUGCGGUAUAAUUUUUUUUCUGUGUAAAUUUUAUGUACCUGGCGUGUACCUUUUAAAAAGAGAUUUUAUUUAUUAGUUUUAUUUAAACCACGCGGAUAAAGAUUUUUUUAAUUUGAAAACGAAGCAUAUUUUUUCCUAUUUGCUUGUGAUGACCUGAAAAAUAAACAUUAAAUUUAUGAAAGCAACAGUAUAGUCAUGCAUACUAUUUCGGACAUGUAGAGAAGGAAGUUAAGAUUGAGAGAGUCGCUAUACCAGUAGACGCUCGAUCAUCGUGUUUGGGGUUCACGAUUAAAAACGUCCCACUUUUCUACUGCAAAAUGAAUGCGCAACAAAGAUUAACCUUAAUGCCUGUAUCGUACGCAUUUUAUAAAAUGGCGAAUGAACUGUUGCAUGAUGGGUGGAAAAUAAUCACACCAAAUAUCUUUUCAGUUUCACUUAAAAAACCAAUCAAUUCUUGAGAAAAACGUUUACACUUAUCUCAAAAUGUUAAUAUUUACGCGAGCAAUAGAAUGCUCGGGUAAGAGCAUUUACGCGAGCACUACGCGGGCGCGAGCAAGGCCUGGAAAUCUUCAAUUUAACUCUAAGACACACUUCUAAUCGUUUUUGACUCGUUUAUUUCUAAAAUCUGUUUUCACUCUAUUCCUUGUACUAAACACGCGUUCGAGUUUUGCAUUAGUAAAGGGAGUUAUUAAAAGCAACUCGAUGAUAUGCAGCAUAUUUUUACACUCAAUUUUUAAGUUGGAAUUGGUCAGAACUUUAGCCCACACAUCCAAAUAUUUUCCUUCGCUUGAAAGUUUUACUCGAUUUUUUAUGAUAUCAACCAUUCUUUAUCAGCAAGUUCACCCAAAAAAUACUUUGUUGGUGCACAGCUUCAUCUCUGUAAGUCAUCAGACUAUUUUUAUCAUCAGGCAAACUGGAAACAUCAAGUAUUUGUAACCAGAUGGUUGUACACAGGAUUUUUCGGCCUUCAAAGCUAACGGCGCUGAAAAAAAGAACACUGAUUUUAUGUUAAAAACACUUUCGAUCUGCCUAUUCCCUUCUAAUUUUAUGAUAAAUUACCAUGUAAAUAUUUUACGCAAUCAUUUAUAAUGAGUUGCACUUGAUAAAUAAGGUUUUAAUAACAAUUUUUUAUAAUAAAAAGGCCUCUUCGAAACAAAUGUUACAAAACUUGCACACAUAUUUUCAGUUGACACUUCAUUAAAUAUGGAAUACGCUAAAGUGAAAUACGCUAAUGGAAGGUUAUUAUUUCUUCUCCCAGCAUAAAAUAAUCAAGCAAAACAUGAGAAUUAAAUAGAAACGCAUCAAACAAAAAGAAUGAAUGAUUAAUUUUUAAUAUCACAAAAAAAGACAACGAAGUGAUACAAAAAUAUUUGAUUCGUCAUUUCAUCAUUUUCUUGGCGAAGUAAUUCGCAAUUGCGAAUUACGAACUGGUAAUUAAAACCUUAAAGACUAACACAUUUGUCACAGGAGGUUUGGGAGUCCAAUAAUUGGUUUGUUUUUAGGUUUAAAGAUGAUAAAUUCUGUUUUGGUGGCAUUAAGAGAUAUUUUGUUGGCAUUUACCCAUGUGCAGAGGUGCUUUAGGUUGAUUUUUACAUGUUUGGAAAGUUGUUUAACAUUCCAGCUUGAAUAGAGAAGAUUGUGUCAUCAGCAAAUAGUGAUCUUCAAGAGGAACUAGAGGUUUUGCAGUCAAUAUAUUUAGAUGAUUUGGUUGUCCGCACCACUUUAGAUUGUGGUGCAGAAUUAAAGAUUACAUUACACCCGAACACUGCAGAUCAUGACGAAAAAAAAUAUGUUUGUCUAACAUUGCACAUUAUCCUGUCUGCUGAGUAUCCAGCAGAACAUCCCAUCAUGUUGAUAAAAAAUCCAAGAGGACUCUCUGAUGCUCAUCUUGCAAGUAUAGAAGAAAAUCUGAAAGGCAUGGCAUCAUCCAGAAUAGGUGAAUCGAUGUUGUAUGAACUAAUUGAGUAUUGUAAAGAUAGUUUAACAGAUAACAACCAUCCAAGUUCAGUAUGUUCGAUAUGUUUGGAGAUCUUUCAGGACACAGACAUUUUUUUUCGCACAAACUGCUACCACUAUUUCCAUGUCAUCUGCAUCAAAGCAUAUAUUAACAUGCUGAAUGAAAAAGACCUGAUAUGUCCUGUUUGUAGAAAGGCAUUUGAAAUAGAUGAAUCUCUACUUCGGUCAGUUAGUGACGCAAAGGAUGGUCAAUCAGAAGAGAUAAAGUUUUCCCCUACAGAUGAAUACUUAGAGUGGCGUAAAUACUGUACGAAAUUGUUUGAAAAACAGAAAAGAAAAGGAGGAAUAAUUGAUUUGGAAUUUGAGAAAAGCAAAUACCUUAUUUCCUCAGCGAAAUGUAGCCAACCUAUCACCACGACUCUUACUACAAAAAAGCCAACAUCUGAAACACCGGUUGAAACAGUUUCAGCAACAUUAAAUAAAAAGCAAGAUGAGAACAAAUCGGAGAAUAGACAUAUUGAUAAACAGAAAAAGCAACGUAAAGGAGGUCAUGGUAAUUCGUGGAGAUCUGGUAGCGAGAGUUCGGGGAGGACUGGUGAGGAGAAAUCGUGGAGGUUUGGUAGAGAGAAAGUAAACCGUGACGGGUGUAGUGCUCGAAAGAAAGAUGUUAUGGAUGUUAGCAGGCGUGUUCCUUUUAAAGAAAAUAACUUUCCUUCAAAAAACGAAAGGAGAGAAUUUGACAAUAAAAAUGAUUUUUUGAAAAGUAAAGUUAAAUCUGCUGCAGAAACGCGAAGCUGCAAAAAGACAUCUUUUGAAAGCGAAACAAGUGAUCGAAAAAAUUCCACCGGACAAUGUAGAACGUAUGAAGGUGAUAAGAUAAAUGAAAAAACAAAUACAGCAAGACAGAGAAAAUAUAUCGAAGGUUCUCUUCAGAAUAGCAAUUUAUUAUCGAGUGUGACUAAUUUACACAACAGAACACACGGUAGUGCUUCAUUUAAAGAAGGCGUUAAACCACCGCCUGGUUUGAAACCACCACGGCCUGGUUUGAAACCACCACGGCCUGGUUUGAAACCACCACCGCCUGGUUUAAAACCACUACCGCCUGGUUUGAAACCACCACCGCCUGGUUUGAAACCACCACCGCCUGGUUUGAAAUCACCACCGCCUGGUUUUAAACCACCAACCCCAGGUUUGAAACCACCACCGCCUGGUUUGAAACCUCCAUCCGGGUUUAAUGUACCUUCAAGUUUAAGUAAUAGUUGAUAUUUAUGAUGAUGAAAAAUUUUAAAUUCUUUC